Molecule: messenger RNA, 8691 nt
Organism: Plasmopara halstedii
Lineage: Eukaryota; Oomycota; Peronosporomycetes; Peronosporales; Peronosporaceae
Product: Phosphatidylinositol-3-phosphate5-kinase (Fab-like
Exons: 7
Coding region: 1-8691 (2896 amino acids)
Biological process (GO): phosphatidylinositol phosphate biosynthetic process
Cellular component (GO): endosome membrane
Molecular function (GO): 1-phosphatidylinositol-3-phosphate 5-kinase activity; ATP binding; protein binding
Source: RefSeq, a predicted model, not a curated record
AUGAUUUCUGUUUGCACAGCCAUUCGACAGCUUACAAGCGCGUGUGUGUCUACAGUCGAGUCCCCAAAGGAAGCGAACAAUGGGCAAGUACCGUCCUUUUCGUCGUCGCGUGAGCUGGGUCGUUUUUCGGCACCCGAAGGUCCGCCUUUUACAGGCCCCGGCACGCACAUCGCGCGAACGAGCCGAGCGAAUCUGGCGGGCUACACGUCACUUGAUCGUUUUACGAGGUCUGUAGAGAAAAUAUCGACUCUGCGAGUGCUUAAACCGCGUGCAGGCGAGUGCGUGGGUGGCUCCAUGGAUGCGUUACUAGGCGUGCAGUUAGUAGCCUCGUCACACCGUGACUUUUGCGUUUGCGUUAACUUUGUGCUUCCUGGCAGUAACGCCGAGGUACUUGGUAUUCAUCCAGCUGCCCUGGUAAUUGCUAUUAACGGCAAAUCCAUGCGCGGUGUGAAGCUACAGCAUGUCCUUGCAACGAUACGACGUGCACUUUUUGCUAAUGAUGUUAGCAAUUCGGAAACGUAUAUUGAGGUACCAGAUAUCGGUGAGUACAUUGAGAUUGAAUUGGUUCAACGAGAGCACGAGAUGAAUGUUGACCGCAACCCUUUCGCACUCACGAAGUUUCCAUCACCCCAAGGUCAGCAUUUGCCGGGUGUAAAGUGUUUUCAGGAGGAUGCUGACCCAGUUCUGAGACAGGAGCUCAUGCAGAAUCAUGAUACGAACUCACCGAAGCUCGGAAGGCAAAGAUCCAGGUCACUAAAGCACUUCUGGAUGUCAGACCGAUCGAGCAAAGCCUGCUACGAAUGCGAGCAGUUGUUCACUUUUUUUCGGAGAAAGCAUCAUUGCCGUUCGUGUGGUCAAAUUUUUUGCGCAAAUUGCUGCACACGAUUACCGCAGUCAUUUGGCGGGAACAAAGUCGAUGAGUUUAUUGAAAGAAUGAGAAAGCAGUUGGUGUGUCACACGUGUCAUCGCCAACUACGAGAAGGACUACAGAUGGAACUCACAGGUGCUAAUUUUGAGGACAAUGUGCAGAAUACCACCAAUUCGCCGCCAGGUCAGACCCUGCUUCUCAUGCCAGAGCACAUUGCCGAUGCGAUGAAACGCUCGACGUCUGACGCAUCCAAUUAUAAGUGCUUGGAAAAGCCGGAGUUGUUUGACAAGGACGAAAUCAGCGAUGAGAUGCGAGUGACGGAAGCGCCUGAAAAGUCUCGACCGCCGGUGCUGUUUAGUAUGUUUCCGAAGGUACAGAUUGUCGCAAGUGCACAGCAUUUGGCUCACCAGCCGCAUUUGCAUGAUAUAACGACGGAAAAUGAGAAAUCAGGUCACGGCGCGGGUCACAGACCAAGAACCUUAAGUGAGCCGCAGAUUUUGUUGGGAAGGAAGGAUGCUCAGCAUGCAAGUCAGAAGCUAAAGCGCUUGAAUAGCCAGGCAGAUUUAGGGAACCCAAGUAAUCAUAGGUGGAGUGAGACAGAGUUCAAGCGUCUUGUUGCAGAGUCAAACGCUCAGGCUCGACUUGCCGGUACAUUUCCCCCCGCUUCGAAUGCUAUGACAAUGCGUCCGAAGGCGAUGUCUGCGUCAUUUGACACACCGCGAUUUGGGAUUGCAGUGCAGCGAGAUCCCUUUGGCUGCACCAGACAAACACCGAAUAAUGUUGGCAUUCUUGCUAUGAUCGGACUAUCUAAAAAUGCUCACAAUGAAACAGAUGACGCGGAUCUUGUUUCUAGAAAAGAAGCUGUUCUAAAUCAAAUGUCAAAAGAUGCCCGCAAUCGUCUAGAAGAACGUAUCCUUCAGUUGCUGGACAGCUCUCCAGCAGUGUCGCAAGAGCUGAUGGUCGAACAACAUCGAUGGAUGCAGAUUAUUAGCUUGUUUGCUCAGCGAGCUGCAUUUUCGGUAUCUUGCGAACCUGACAGGGGAGACUCUCUGGAUAUUAUGCAAUAUGUUCGAAUACAAUGUCUUGAUGGUGGACACGUGCAAGACAGUUUUUUUAUCGAUGGUGUUUUCGUUCACAAGAGUUUGGCACGCAAAGGCAUGAGGAGCGACAUCCUAAACCCUCGUAUUUUGCUUAUUGCCUCGGCAUUAGACUAUCAACGCAGAAAAGAUGCAAUUUCAUCGCUGGAAAGUGUUGCUGGUCAAGAAUUGGAGUACAUGCAUAUUGUCACAGAGAAAAUCCUAACUCUGAAUCCUGACAUUGUAAUUUUCGAAGGCCACGUUCAUCGAGUUGCCGAAGAACUUCUUUUUAAAGCCGGUGUUUCCGUUGUGAAGAAUGUACGAUUGCUCGAUUUACAGCGUAUUGCUCGCUGUACGGGUGCGUCUGUGUUGACAUCGUACGACCACAUUGACAAAAUGUCAGAUGUCGGGGUCGUCGGUACUUGUAAACGAUUUUAUGUGCUGUUAAGCGAUCAAGAACCGAAAAGUGCCAAAAACAUUGCUGCUGGGUCCAAUGUGGAUUAUUUUCACACGGUGGAAGACAACGCUGCAAUUUCUCAGAAGCGGAAGAAGCGUACUCAGCGCCAAAAUAUCGUAUUUGAAGGAGUUAUAACUUCAAAGGGAUGUACGCUGUGUUUGCGUGGAGGCUCACCCGAUGUCUUUACAGAGAUUACGAAUGUGUUGACCACAAGUAUUCGUGCUGCGUACAAUAUGCGGCUGCAAAGAUCUUUGCUGGCAGCUUUUGGAUACAUUCCUCCUUGUCAAAACCACGAGCGAUCUGUUGCAGAAGAUUGGUUCGCGAAGUCGUCAACUUCAAUGUACUUGUCGCUAAAAUCAAAUUCAUUGUCGAUGCGAGCCGCAUUGAAGGAGACGCAGGCAAUGUGCAAAUGGUGCAAAGCGCACACACGUUUUAACAAUAUUAGUUCUCUUCGAGGAGUCCGGGGAACAGAAGAUGACAGUAGCUCAGCAAGUGCUUCCGUUUUUCAAUCCAGUCAUCUUACUUGGUGCUCCUGCGGAGCUAAGUCGUCCCACUCGCUUAGAGAUCGCAUCCUCUUUUCGACCUGCUGGAGCACAUUGGAAGGAAAAACCGCAUCAAAAGCAGACAUGAUGUGCAUCGACUUCUACACCUCAAAUGACAUGUCUGUUGGCCAAUUUCUCGACAAAUUCUGUUUUUCAAACAGUAAAAUUGAGUUUAAACGUGCGUUUAUGUCGUCGAAGCUGUCUUUCUCCCAUGACACUUGCCGUUUAAUUGUGCGGGUGAAGGAUUUGAGUAAUUAUAAGGAUACUAGUGAUCAGCUGCCCCCGGCUGAAUUUCUUCGAGGGUUUACCUACCGCGCUGUUUUGCAACGGAUUCGUUCAGACGAAGUGCUUAUGUGGUCGCGCAAUAUAAGCGGUGGGAACUCAUCUACUGUUCUUUCGUCUAAAUUCUUGGUGGUUCCGAGUGACACGUGGAAUUACUCCUUUGGUAAGUUUUUGGAAGAUAUGUUCUACGGAAAAGCUAUGGACAUUGACUGCGUCCGCUUUCCCCAUUUGGCCGGCGUUAAUGGAUCCCGAGAUGCAUCACUAGUCCAUUAUUUCUCUCGCCAAGGGCGAGUGGUUAGUAUACACGUCGAACCCCUUGAGCCUGUACUUCACGUUGCGUUGCAGCCAGCACUAUGGCCGAACCACAUCGAUCUCCAGGUCCAGCUUGAUGCUAUCCAUGACCUUUGCGAUCUUGUUCGUGAAGUAUACGAUGUAACAACUUCAAAAGUCGCUGAAUCAAUGGCAGAUUUAGUCACACCGCUUCACGCGAAACAAAACUUAAAAAUACUGCGGAAUGAAGUCCAGCAGUGGUAUUCAUGUUUUGGAGCGAAAAUUGAAUCAGACCCACCACAAGACGUGUUUGCAUACAAUGCUCACUUUCGGGAAAUUUACGAAUACGCUGUUGGGUGGAGUUUGCGUAUUACACGAGCCGUGCAGGCGACAGUGAAACCUACGAUGGCAAGCUUCGUGAGUAGUCCAAAGAGCGCUCUACCUAAGGCUUGGUUUGAUCAAUUGGCCCAACAAGCGGAAUCUUGUGAUCGGUACAACGUACCUCUUACGCCAAGUGUGCUUGAAAUGACACCAGUGAACCUCAACUUCCAAGAGCCUGGAAACUUAGCGCACCUUGCAAGCUUUGCACGCUGUUUGGCAGCUGCAAAGCAUGCUUCGCCAUCCACAGGAAUGGCCGAGGUUGCUAACGAAGUAGCCAACACUUUGAGACAGAAUGGAUUGACGAGCUCUCAUCAAUCCGAGCCAUGGGAUACGGAUGAUAGCUACGAUCGUUAUGAUGAAUCGAGUCACUCUUUUCCUGCCGAUUAUAAGAUAGAAUCGGACACAUUUCCGGCAGUCCCAUCUUACCAACAGUCCUUCUCGAUGAUGGGUACUUCCGGUCAUGUGUCCUCGACGAUAGGAGCUCUUUCCUCUAGAACAGUUAUCGAAAGUUUUCGACUAACGCAACAAGCAAAGAAGUCUGACGGUCUGGGGUAUCUUUCCUUACCGAAACGCCUUCUUGAAUGGCACCCCAGCUUACCGCUGGGGGUGGAUAAAGUUACAGUCUUGGUAAAUGCAAAGCAACCCACUUCGGUGGUGGCGUACUCGCUCUUUUCUAAAGAGUACAGCCAGUGCAUCAAAGAGAACAUGCAGAAGGAAGAUGCACGAUAUGCCUUCGAAUCGAACACAAACGGGAUUCCUUCUUUGUCCAAUUGUGAUCAAUCCGAAGAGAUCAGAAGCAUGCUACGUACUCUGCGAUCCGUAACGCGUAACAACGUUGACCACACUUUUGUCGAUGAGAAUCAAUUUCAGUCUGCCAUGCGUUUCAGCUGCAAGUCUUACUACGCUAUGCAAUUUCACGCGCUUCGAAAACUGUACUACGGUGGGGAUAGAAAUUACGUAGAAUCGCUUUGCAACUGCCAACAAUGGAUUGCAGCAGGCGGAAAGUCUGGAGCUGGUUUCCUCAAGACGCGUGAUGAACGAUUUAUCGCGAAGGCCAUUCCGGAAAUCGAGCUGCAAAUGUUUUUGAGCAUGGCGAACGAAUACUUUUGUUACAUGGCGAAAACCUUCGAGAACGAUCUGUCAUCCAUGCUUUCGAAAGUACUUGGUAUAUAUAAGGUUUCAAUCUCAAAUACAACUCAGGGUGGGACUAGCGAUCAAAACGUCCGGAUGUGUAUAAUUGUGAUGGAGAAUUUAAUGUACGGGCGCGAGGUGGACUUUUCAUUUGACCUCAAGGGUAAGAUGGAAGGACGCUACAAAGAGGACUACAAUGGCAAUAGUCGUAGCGUUCUAUGGGAUCGCAACUUUGUGGAGCUAGCGGGUGGAAUUCCGUUGCCGUUGCAAGAGUCUGCGCUAUCGCUGCUUUUGUCUGCGAUUAUAAACGAUACAACCUUUUUAGCGUCCGUCCAAGCGACCGACUACUCUAUGCUGGUAGGCUACGAUGUCAACAAACAGGAGCUCGUGGCUUGCAUAAUUGACUACAUACACAAAUAUGAUUUCAUGAAAAUGAUGGAACACGCUGGCAAGCGACUGAUUCAAGAGGAAGGUGAGAUCACCGUCCUUAAUCCAAAGCACUAUCGCAAACGCUUUUGCUUGGCUAUGAAUAAGUACUUUGUCACAAUUCCAUCGCGGUACACGAAGGUGACCACUGUCGGUCGUAAUACAGCGUCGAACAAUGCGACAUUCGGUAGCUCGGUGGCAGCUAUCCAAGAGGAUGAUAGAGACUACUCGCAGCCUUCAUACAGCACCACUGGCACGUAUGCCAGUAACGUGAAAUUAACUAAGUCAGCGGAUCAAGUGACUCACGAGAUGGAAUCGCUAUCAAAUCGUUUCUUGCAGGAAGAAAGAAAGGUGGAGCAAAACUACUUGCAGCACGGUCAAGAGAUAUCAUUUGAUGCUCUGCGGCGCAAUGCACGCCAGCUCUUUCGCAUGUUUGACCGGGAAAAGUCAGGCUCAAUCAGCUUUGAAGUAUACAAGCAGAUGCUAGCAUUCAUGAAAGUUGACUUACUAGAGUCAAAAGCUUAUCGCUAUUUCAAACUGGUUGAUGAGCAGAACAAAGGCUUAAUUGAUGAACGGGAAUUCACUAUUGCGAUGUAUGUCACAUACAUACGCAAUCUGCUGAAAAAGCAGACGCAUGAAGUGACCAUAACAAGCUACUCAAUGCUCUUGAAUACGAAAAAGCACUGGAAACGCUCGGUGUGUGUCUGUCUCCUAAACGCACUCGGAAGGGCUUGUGGACGAAAAAAGACUACGAAGUUAAUGCGGCAGACAUUGCUGGAUAUGAUUUAUCGAGAGGAAGAGGAAGAGCUCAGCGCAACGCUUCAAGUUAAGGAAUCAGUAUCUCACAUUAAAAAUGAACGCCCAGCUAGACAGAAACGUUUGCGACGAUUGGGCCAGCUGCAACGACGUGCUGCUAGUUUUGCGCGAACGAAGGACCAAUUGGUCAAAGAUAGACAAGCUCAUGAAGAGCAGCGAUUGCUUGAUUCGGCUGACAACGAGGGUGAGAACUGUGUGAAUCAUGAAGGCGAAAUGGAGGAGCUGAUGGUGUCAAAUCUGCAACUUCAAGCCCGUUCAGGCGACGACACCUUGGACUUACGUGGUCAACAGCUAAAAGAGUUCUCAUUUUCACACGACUUGUAUCCUGGUAAAGAUACCCCUUCAUCCAUUUCUGGUCUUAUCAUCUUAGAUUUGUCACACAACCAGCUGCAAAGUCUUCCAAGCGAUGUUUUCACGCAUCUAAUCGCGCUACAAUCAUUAGAUAUCAGUUAUAAUGAGCUAAGUACAUUUCCAAAAGAAAUUGGAGAACUAAGGAAUUUGAAGCUCUUAAAUGCCCGCAGUAACCGACUGGAAAAUGUUUCAGUAGCUCUGACAAAUCUUCAUGAGUUGCGUGUACUGCAUCUUACGUACAAUCGGAUCACAAGCUUUGGCGAUAAUUGUCAAGGUCUUUGGUCAUUAGAGGAACUAAAUUUGGCCGACAAUAUGCUUGAAGGUCUUACGGAUGAAGUUGGUGAGUCUCUUGUUAAAUUAGCUCGGCUUGAUCUGCGCGGCAAUCCUACUCUCAAACGAAUACCUAAAAGCUUACAACAACUUCAAGACUUAAAAGUUUGGGAUCUAAGUGCUUGUGAGCAAAAGAGAAUUGGCAAAGAAAUGUUUGGUCCAAGGCUUCAGAGUCUUCGUAGCCUGAACUUGUCGUAUAAUUUUCUUUCAACGUUGCCAGAUAGCAUCGGCACAAUCACUUCUUUACAAGAGUUGAAGCUUGAAAAUAACGCUCUUUUGUCGCUGCCUUCGACAGUUGCAAAUUUAUCUGAACUGGUCAUUCUGAACUGUAAACGUAAUGCGCUUCAAUGGCUCCCAUCAGAAUGUGGAGAGCACUGGGGAUUGCUCGAGGUGCUUCAACUUUCGCACAAUCGUCUUGCUGCUUUGCCUGUCACGCUGGGAAUGCUACGCGUCUUGCGAGUACUUCAUCUCUCGAGUAACUGUCUAACAUCGUUACCACUUGAGCUUGGAGCUUUGACUAGCCUUCGUGAAUUUAAUGCAUCUUGGAAUCAACUAGCAUCCAUACCUGAUGAAUUUGGGUGUCUCGAAUCAUUAACAUCACUUGAUCUUUCCCACAACCAAAUAUCGAAACUUCCUGAAACAUUAUCUAUGCUGAAUGGCUUGACAUGUCUCCAAUGUUCACACAAUGCACUCACAACACCACUUGAACCAAGUUUGGGUAAUCUAAAGCGCCUACACUACUUGGAUUUGGGAGAAAAUCGUCUUGUUGAGUUCGAGCCAUGUAUGUAUCAGCUUCCGGAAUUAAACGUGCUAAAGCUAAAUGGAAACAGGAUAUCGAUGCUUCCUCGCGAAAUGGCUCAACACUGUAUUGCACUUCGUCAACUAGACUUGUACAACAAUCACUUGCAAGCGUUACCAUUAGAACUGGCUCAUCGGCUUUUAAAUCAGCUCGAAGUCUUCUCAAUUGGACGCAAUCCGUUCACGCUUUUACCGGAAAAAACUAGCUGUACAUGGGACCUAAAGGAUCAAUACUCAGCAAGCUGCACAAAUGAAUAUACUCCUUCUGAGGUCAAAGAAUGGGUAAGGGAUGCUAGCAUCUGCUACCCAGUAUUUGUACGUGUUUGGGAGCAGCUCGUGGCUGAAUUACUCGAAUCUCAGACACUGCCUUUACUUGAUAAAAGUUUUGAAGAUGGAAAGAAGACCGAGACAAAAUUACUACCGACAAGCCGUGAGUUCUGUCAGCGCGUGGAAUCCAUGAUGCGUGCUAGUAGUGAUAAAGAUAAGCCAGAGGGGAUGUGGCAACCACGGUACGAACGACUCGCUCGGCACUAUUUCUACGAGGUUAAACACGUCGGUCAUACUGCUGUAUUUGACGCAUCGACUCAUCAAACGCUUCAGAAACGAAACGAGGAAAUCAAAAUGACCUUGCAGAGUCUUCGGUUGGAACGCGCAGCGAUUGCCAUUGAAAAAUGCAAUCAUCAACGAGCACGUUUAAAAUCCGUGUAUGAUACAGACAGGACGGUAUUGGAAAUAGCCAUGAUACAGGCACGAGAAAAGCAUAAUAAUCACGAGACUUUGCUUCUUCAACACGCUCGACAAGACACACGCGCUUUCAACGCACUACUAGAAAUUCAGGUCAAUGUCGCGCAGCAAAGACAUGAGGAAGCACAGAAGCUUCAGCGUGCAAGGUUUGCAGAUGAAAUGAAACGACUAGCACGCGAGCGACUACAGACAAAGCAACAGCUGAGCUUAAAAAAUUAA